Molecule: messenger RNA, 2086 nt
Organism: Anopheles funestus (African malaria mosquito)
Lineage: Eukaryota; Metazoa; Arthropoda; Insecta; Diptera; Culicidae
Gene: Cwc25
Product: pre-mRNA-splicing factor CWC25 homolog
Exons: 2
Coding region: 115-2016 (633 amino acids)
Biological process (GO): mRNA splicing, via spliceosome
Cellular component (GO): U2-type spliceosomal complex
Source: RefSeq, a predicted model, not a curated record
AAGGGGGCAGGCCUGCUGUCAAACAGUGUGAAAACAAAACAAACCAAAUCAUUUGCAAUAGCCCGGGAACGCGCUUUCGCUAUUGAUUAAAUACAUCGGGAAAAGUGAUUCAAAAUGGGUGGAGGCGAUCUGAACACGAAGAAAUCAUGGCACCCGAACACGAUGAAAAAUCAAGAACGCGUAUGGAAGGCGGAACAGCAAGAAGCAGCCGAAAAACGUCGCCUAACCGAAUUGCGUCGCGAAAUAGAUGAAGAACGGAAUCGGGAAGAGCUGAAAAGCAUCGGACAAAAAUCGGGCAUCCUUCCGAACGAUGACGGUGAUAAGAAGCUCGAAUGGAUGUACCGUGGUCCGUCACAGCUCGUCAACCGAGAGGAAUAUCUACUUGGACGCACCAUCGACAAAACGUUCGAAGAUCUGGAUGCACAAGAAAAAGCCUCCAACUCUACGUUUGGCGUUGCGCAACCGAAAAAUCACGUCGAGCAUGAGUGUAUACCGUUUUCCAUCCGGCAGCACAAGGAUGUACUCAGUAACGACCAGGUAGACCUUACCCGUAAGCUCAUGGAGGACCCUCUAAUGUUGAUUAAGCAGAAGGAGAUGGAAUCCCGGCAGAAGAUUCUUCAAAAUCCGGUCAAACUAAAAGAGCUGCACCGACUGCUCAAAGGUGACCAAAGCUUGAAAACUUCGGAAGAAAAGAAAGAUAGAAAAAAGGAUAAAAAGAGCAAGAAAAGCAAGAAAAGCCAAAAGAAGAAGAAAAAGAACAGAAGGCACAGCGAUAGUAGCGAAUCCGGAAGCGAUAGUGAUGGUAGCGCCGAUUUGGAUAAGCUGCUGGCGGAAAAGUAUAAGAAAGUGGCAGGAGAACACCAAGACGGUGUUAGCAUUGACAAACUGCUCAGCAUGAAGUAUGCAAAACUGUCCCAAGAGCUAGAUGUGAUGGGUAGCAGUGGUACAAAAAAGAAAAAGCAACGACGCGGUAAGAGUGAAAGUUCCGAUUCUUCAGAACCGCAAAGAAGAGAAUCGCGUAAGCAUGGCGACGAUAAUCGUCACGCAAAGCGGGAAGAUCGUGUUAAACGUACUAACCGUGAUGAGACAAGCAGAGAAAGGGGUAGAGAUACAAGAAACGACCGUUCGCGAGAAGUGAGGCAGCGAAGAAGAGAAUCUUCCGAAGAGAUAGAUCGAAGGCACGAUAGGAAUAGAAGUAAGGAAAGGUAUAGGAACAAAUCGCCAGCAGGUCGUUUGAGCAAACGAUCUCCUGAACGCAAAGGCCACCCAGCGAAAGACAAAUACAGCCGACGUCAUCGUUCCCGGUCGACAUCGGUGGAAAAGAAAAACACGAAGGAUGUAAAACGUCGAUCACGUUCCAGAUCAUCUGCAGCAGAAAGGAAAACGGAGAAAGACACUAAACGUCGAUCCCGUUCCCGAAGUCCACGUAGAAGAAGUAGUACUCCUCCAUCAAAGGCGAAGGCUUCAACAAAAUCGCGAAGAACACCUUCCAAUUCAUCAUCAUCUGGUUCGUAUUCUGACGCAGCGGAACAACCAUCUCAAUCACGACCGUUCGCUGAUGAUUCCGAUGAUGAAAGACGCAUCAAAAAGAGACGAAAUUUUGGUCUCGUAACAGCUUCCGGUGAGAAACUGGACACACCUUCAUCACGUCCGGAAGUACGUCUGUACAAUAGGGAAGAGAUAAAAGCUGAACAAUCGAAACAAAAACCAACCUGGACCAAACCAAAGGAAUCGAAACGUCCGCUCAGUGAAAGGGAGCUAGAAGAGAAGCGGCUAGCGAUGAUGAGCAAUGCACAGUGGCGCGAGAAGGAACGAGAGUCCAACGUGAAGCGCUACGAGUCGGAAGAUCAUCGCGAAGAGUCGGCGACGGCAGACCGGGAGUAUGAUAAGGAGUUCCUGACGAAGCAAUUCAAACGUGCGGCAGCGAGCGAAACGGUCGAAUCUCGCAUCCGAUCGAAUCGCAACAAUAUUCAACGGUCUAAUGGUGCAAUGGACAGAAAUUUUGUGAAGCGAUGAGUUGAAUGUUGCUAACGUUAAUAAACAAUUGCCAGAAGAAAUUUAAAAAAAAUGUCGAAUCUUAGACUAU